AUGGCGCAUCUGAUAUCGGCUUUAUUUGUUUUCAUCUCAGUUAUUGUGGUUUCAUUACGCGGCAAUCCAAAGUAUCAAAGGUUUUUCGUCAAUACCAAAGCAAUAAAUUUUGUGGAUGCAACAAAGCGCGGCUUCCGAAUUGUAUUACUGGAUUCAUUUUUGGAUUCCUAUCUUGCACCAAUUCAAAUUCCAACAAUUUUUAUAACUGCAAUACCACUAAAAGCUGAUGAAUCUGCUGCUAUUAAAAUAUUCUAUCCGGACAAUAUUCGGAGUGAUAAACAGGUAAGUAUAUCGGAUUUAAGAGAACGACAAUGGUACUAUAUUUGUGUUGAGUGGGAAAAUUUCAACAGACACAACGAAUCUACAGGUACUGAUUGUCGCAUAUUGCGUACGUUAGAUCGAUUUGGGAAAAGUGCUGAAACGAGUGUCACUGAUGUAGAUAUCAUUGAUAUUUCGUCAACAACAAUGCAAUUUCGAAUACGAUCAAUCGUUGAAUUUCCAAUUAGGAUUAUUGCAUUUAAAUAA
Messenger RNA from Loa loa (African eye worm), 525 nucleotides. RefSeq lists its product as hypothetical. The transcript has 4 exons. NCBI's taxonomy places the organism in Eukaryota, Metazoa, Nematoda, Chromadorea, Rhabditida, Onchocercidae. The coding region runs from base 1 to 525 and encodes 174 amino acids. The record is from RefSeq and is a predicted model, not a curated record.